CACCUGACCGUCACGAAUUUUCUACAUGUUUAUCAAUUAGCCUUCAUUGGCAUACUAUUUAAUAAAAAAAAAGAUGAGUUCGUCACACCACAAGAGCACGAGAGGUCAGGAGGAGACGGAGAAACUGAAGAGUAACUUAGAGGAGCAACUGGAUCGUCUUGUUCAGCAACUGGCUGAUUUAGAGGAGGCCAAAGAGGACCUGGAUGCUGAGGAAUAUGAAGAAACAAAGCAAGAAACAAUGGAUCAGCUGACGGAGUUCAAGGAAUCGCUGGAUAAUAUGGUGGGCGGUAACCUCAGCCUGGUAGAUCAGCUCAGUGGCAUGCAGUUAGCCAUUCAAGCAGCCAUCAGUAAAGCAUUCAAAACUCCUGAGGUCAUCAGAAUGUUUGCCAAAAAGCAGCCUGGACAACUGAGACAAAGGCUCGCUGAGAUUAGAAGAGAUGAGAAGGUAGGAAAACUAUCAGGUGAUGUUGCCACCCAGCAGUCGGUGGAAAUUUUAACUGCCCUGAAGAAGCUUGGAGAGAACCUGACACCCGAGGAAGAGGCUUACCUACAAAACAACUCCAGCGCCAGCCUCAAACAGUUCGAACAAGUCUCAGGGGACUUAGCUUCUGGUGAUAAAGUAUUAGCAGUUGCCAGCUCUCAGGUGAAGCAAGCAUCCAAGUAACUCUUCAGCAAAACAAAGACUAUUCACUCCCAUUGCAUCACAUGACAGGCCACCAUUGUGUCACAUGACUAGCCACCAUAUUGUCACAUGACAUUCCAUCAUUGUGUCACAUGACUAGCCAUCCUCAUUUAACAGUCCCCAUAACUUUCAUGGCAUUAGACUGCCCAACCUUACUAGAGACUGUUUUAUAUACUGUAUCAAGAGGUGACUCUUUCACAUAUUUUUUGUUUGUAACAGUGAUACCCCCCCCCCCCAAAAAAAAGAAAGAAAAUAAUAGUCCAAAUUUAAUGGCGAUUUUCCGUAUUAAUUUGAAGUAACAUUAUUACAGAGGUUGUGAGGUAUUUCAUGAUUUUAAAACUAUGUGUUCAAUAAAUUAUGACUAACUCUUUCACAGAGAUAGUUCUGUAGCUUUUACACUAUAGUUUGAUUCACCAUCUGUUUUAAUAUAAAUCAGGACUUUUCAAGUCUUUCACUCGGAUACAUUCAAGAUACACAUUGUAGAUACAUGUGUAUCUCAGUAAUGUUACUUGUGACUUUAAUAUUAAGCAAAUACAUUUAUUCAUGUGCAUUGAGAUCAAGUGAGAUAAAACUAUUUGCUACAGUACAUGUAGUAUUUAUCAAUGUCUGUAUGAAGAAUAGUAUACUAUUUAUUAUUUCAGUAUGAUCAAGUUAACAUUUAGCUCUGUAGAACAUCUGUAGUUCACUGGUCUGACAACCAUCGUCCAUCACAAUUGCUUUCAGACCAGUGAGCUACAGAUCUGCACCUACAAAGAAGUAUGGCUUAUUAUACUGAGUAUUAGGCAAAUCUUAGAUCCAAGACAGGAAUACAUAAACACAUAAAAUCCAAAUAUAACAACCCCCAACCCCCCUUCCCAGAUGUUGAGAAAAUAAAUGCAUCCAAAGAAGCAAUUUUUUUUUAUAUAUAAAUGAGCUAGACAAUAAUAUGUAUAAAUUGUAUUUGUAAUAGUAUUUAUUUCAAUAAUAAAUAUCUUAUUUUUACAUUUA
Saccostrea echinata is the source of this 1669-nucleotide messenger RNA. RefSeq names its product protein LZIC-like. Gene Ontology annotation, molecular function: beta-catenin binding. Bases 74 to 664 code for a protein of 196 amino acids. The transcript is spliced from 6 exons. Lineage: Eukaryota; Metazoa; Mollusca; Bivalvia; Ostreida; Ostreidae. The record is from RefSeq and is a predicted model, not a curated record.